This is a messenger RNA of Arachis duranensis, 1588 nucleotides long. RefSeq names its product polygalacturonase QRT3. The record is from RefSeq and is a predicted model, not a curated record. Gene Ontology annotation, molecular function: polygalacturonase activity. NCBI's taxonomy places the organism in Eukaryota, Viridiplantae, Streptophyta, Magnoliopsida, Fabales, Fabaceae.
UCUUUCUUUGUUUUCUCACAACUAAAAUCUUGAUUGCUAGUUCACUACCAUUAGUGCCCAAACACUACAACAUGAUGAGAUUUUUAAUCUCAUUCUUACCCUUUUUCUUCUUGGUGGUGGUACUACAAGAAGCCACUUGCUUCAAUCAACACAAAGAACUUUCUCAUAAUAUUAGAAACAAACUCAAGGGUAGAUUGGCCAUUUCCCUCUCUCAUUCACCAUCACAAACGGCAAAGGCAAGAAGCAGAGUGGUGUACCCGGCGGAGUAUGGCGCAGACACGAGCGGAGCACGUGACAGCAGCGACGCAAUUAUAAAGGCAUUGGAGGAUGCAUUCAGUUUGGAGAGUGAGGCGGAGCUGCUUCCGGGGGUUAAAGACCUUGGGGGUGUAUUGGUGGACCUGCAAGGUGGGAACUACACAAUUAGCAAGCCCAUCAAAUUCCCUUCUUCUGCUGCUGGCAAUCUUGUGGUACAAGGAGGAACGUUGAGAGCUUCUGAUGCAUUUCCCACUGAUCGCCAUCUAGUUGAGUUAUGGGCAUCUAGUUCCCAAAAGCUCUCAAAAACAGCAUCAUUUGAUGACUUGUACAACAAGAAACUUCAGCAACCUAAAGGGAUUUACUACGAAGACAUAACAUUCCGGGACAUUCUAUUCGAUUCGGGCUACCAUGGAGGAGGAAUUUUUGUAGUUGAUUCCGCUAGGAUCCGAAUCAACAACUGUUUCUUCCUCCAUUUCACUACAGAGGGAAUCCUAGUCCAAGGUGGCCACGAAACUUACAUAUCUAGCUGCUUUCUUGGGCAACACUCAACCGUAGGCGGGGACUCCGGCGAGCGACAAUUCUCGGGAACUGCGAUUGAACUUGCUAGCAAUGAUAACGCAAUCACCGAUAUUGCGAUCUUCUUCUCCGUAGGGAUUGUCCUAAGGGGCCAAGCCAACAUCGUUACCGGGGUCCAUUGUUACAAUAAGGCCACCGGUUUUGGUGGCAUAGGAAUCUUGGUAAUGCUAGCCGGAAAUUCACAAACAAGAAUUGAUAAUUGUUACAUGGAUUACACAGCAAUUGUGAUGGAAGACCCUGUUCAAGUUCAUGUCACUAAUGGAUUUUUCUUGGGGGAUGCUAACAUUGUUUUGAAAUCAAUUAAGGGACAAAUAUCAGGAUUGAAGAUAGUCAAUAAUAUGUUCACUGGGAACCCUAACGCUAAAGUUCCAAUUGUGGCAUUAGAUGGAGUGUUUGGUAACGUUGACCAGGUGGUCAUUGAUUUGAACAGUGUUGAUGGAAUGGGGUUGAGAUCAACGGUUGGGAAGCAAUCUGUGGCUGGGAAUGGAACAAAAUGGGUGGCUGAUUUUUCAGGGGUUUUGGUGUUCCCUAAUAGGAUAAAUCACAUUCAAUAUUCAUUUUAUUCUCAGGGGGGACCUAAUAAUAAUAACAAUAAUAAGUUUGUACCACAUGCAGUGACCAAUGUUACAAAUAAUGUCGUGGUUGUGGAAAGUGAUAAACCGGUUAAUGGGGUUGUUUCAUUCCUAGUUGAGCAAUGAUUAUUUAUCGCGUAUGUAGUUGUUUUUGUUGGGUUUGAAAAAAUAAAAACAAAAAUUUG